Messenger RNA from Manis javanica (Malayan pangolin), 3743 nucleotides. The record is from RefSeq and is a predicted model, not a curated record. Lineage: Eukaryota; Metazoa; Chordata; Mammalia; Pholidota; Manidae.
GCGCGGAGGGCCCGCCGGCGACCAAUAGCCGGGGUGCGACCCGCCCCGUCCGCCCAGUCACCUCCCCCUGGGGAGCCUAUAAGUCUCCCGCGGCGCCGGGGCGCCUGUUCCUCCGCGUCUCCGCCAAGGCCUGAGCUCGAUCGCCCUCCCUCCCCUCGGGCUGCCAGCGCGGGUCCGCUACCCGGCUCGGCCCGCCACCUCCCGCCUGCAGUCGCCGUCCGGGGCCGACCAGGGGGCCCCGCGCUCUCGCGAGAAGUGCGCCGCUGCAGGGCGGUGGGGUGCGGGAGCCGACGCCCGCCCUCGGUAAGCCGAAGAUGGGGAGCUGCGCGAGGAAGCGGCAGCUCUUGCUGCUGGCGCUCGUCCUGCAGCCCUGGAAUCCCUGCCUCGGUGCAGACGCGGAGAAGCCCUCCAGCAACCCCACAGAUAAAUUAUUAGUCAUAACUGUAGCAACAAAAGAAAGUGAUGGAUUCCAUCGAUUUAUGCAGUCAGCCAAAUACUUCAAUUAUACUGUGAAGGUCCUUGGACGAGGAGAAGAAUGGAAAGGUGGUGAUAGAUUUAAUAGUAUUGGAGGGGGCCAAAAAGUGAGAUUAAUGAAAGAAGUCAUGGAACAUUAUGCCAAUCAAGAGGAUUUGGUUGUUUUGUUUACUGAAUGCUUUAGUGUCAUAUUUGCUGGUGGUCCAGAAGAAGUUCUAAAAAAGUUUCAAAAGUCAAACCACAAAGUGGUCUUUGCAGCAGAUGGAAUUCUGUGGCCCGAUAAAAGACUAGCAGACAAGUAUCCCAUUGUGCACAUUGGGAAACGCUACCUGAAUUCGGGAGGAUUUAUUGGUUAUGCUCCAUAUAUUAACCGUAUAGUUCAACAAUGGAAUCUCCAGGAUAAUGAUGAUGAUCAGCUAUUUUACACAAAAGUUUACAUUGAUCCACUGAAAAGGGAAGCUAUUAACAUCACAUUGGAUCACAAAUGCAAAAUUUUCCAGACCUUAAAUGGAGCUGUAGAUGAAGUUGUUUUGAAGUUUGAAAAUGGCAAAGCCAGAGCUAAAAAUGUGUUUUAUGAAACAUUACCGGUAGCAAUUAAUGGAAAUGGACCCACCAAGAUGGAAUACACAAUACAUAACUUUGAAUGUGAAGCCAUUGCCACAUAUCAAUACUUCAGUCAUCUUUACUGUCUUAUAUUCUCACUAAUUUUUGAUUUUUUAAAUAUGUUACAGGAAGUUUAUCAUGAAAAGAAUAUCAAGGCAUUUUUUGAUAAAGCUAAACAUGAAAUCAGUACUAUAAAAAUAGUAGGACCAGAAGAAAAUAUAAGUCAAGCCGAAGCCAGAAACAUGGGAAUGGAUUUUUGCCGCCAGGAUGAAAACUGUGAUUAUUACUUUAGUGUGGAUGCCGAUGUUGUUUUGACAAAUCCAAAGACUUUAAAAAUUUUGAUUGAACAAAACAGAAAUAUUAUUGCUCCUCUUGUAACUCGUCAUGGAAAACUGUGGUCCAAUUUCUGGGGUUCAUUGAGUCCUGAUGGAUACUAUGCUCGAUCUGAAGAUUAUGUGGAUAUUGUUCAAGGGAAUAGAGUAGGUAUAUGGAAUGUCCCAUACAUGGCUAAUGUGUACUUAAUUAAAGGAAAGACACUCCGAUCAGAGAUGAAUGAAAGGAACUAUUUUGUUCGUGAUAAAUUGGAUCCUGAUAUGGCUCUUUGCCGAAAUGCUAGAGAAAUGACUUUACAAAGGGAAAAAGACUCCCCUACUCCGGAAACAAUUCAAAUGCUCAGCCCCCCAAAGGAUGUGUUUAUGUACAUUUCUAAUAGACAUGAAUUUGGAAGACUAUUAUCAACUGCUAAUUAUAAUACUUCUCAUUAUAACAAUGACCUCUGGCAGAUUUUUGAAAAUCCUGUGGACUGGAAGGAAAAAUAUAUAAACCGUGAUUAUUCAAAGAUUUUCACUGAAAAUAUAGUUGAACAGCCUUGUCCAGAUGUCUUUUGGUUUCCCAUAUUUUCUGAAAAAGCCUGUGAUGAACUGGUGGAAGAAAUGGAGCAUUAUGGCCAGUGGUCUGGGGGAAAACAUCAUGAUAGCCGUAUAUCUGGUGGUUAUGAAAAUGUCCCAACUGAUGAUAUCCACAUGAAACAAAUUGACCUGGAGAAUGUAUGGCUUCAUUUUAUCCGGGAGUUUAUUGCACCAGUCACACUGAAGGUCUUUGCAGGCUAUUAUACAAAGGGGUUUGCUCUAUUGAAUUUUGUGGUAAAAUACUCCCCUGAAAGACAGCGUUCUCUUCGCCCUCAUCACGAUGCAUCUACAUUUACCAUCAACAUUGCACUCAAUAAUGUGGGAGAAGAUUUUCAGGGAGGUGGAUGCAAAUUUCUAAGGUACAAUUGCUCCAUUGAAUCACCAAGAAAAGGCUGGAGCUUCAUGCAUCCUGGGAGACUCACGCAUUUGCAUGAAGGACUUCCUGUUAAAAAUGGAACAAGAUACAUUGCAGUGUCAUUUAUAGAUCCCUAAGUUAUUUACUUUUCAUUGAAUUGAAUUUUCUUUUGGAAUGGAUGACUGGCAUGAACAUGUCUUUGAAGUUGUGCUUGAGAAGAUGAGAGGAAUAUUUAAAUAACUUCAACAGAACAACUUCACUUUGGGCCAAACAUUUGAAAAACUCAUAAAAAAAUCGUUUGAUAUUUCUUAUUGUCUGCUCUGAGCCUUAAAACACAGAUUGAAGAAGAAAAGAAAGAAAAAAAGUAAAUGGAAGUAUUUAUUUCUAUGCCUUAUUCUCUCUGAGAACAAUGAUAAUUUUCUGAAUUUGUGUUUCAGUGGAUGAAAUAUUCAGAUAAUACCAAUAUACAAGUGACAAGUGAGACAAAUAAUGUUUUCUUAUUAAAAGCCUGGAAGAAUUUUAUUUAUCAACAUGUAGACAAAAUGGAUAUAAAUGAAAAUUAGCAAUUUUUGAAAUGUUGGAAAACGGGUUUUAAGUGAAUUUGUAUGCAACUAAUUGUUUAAGUACUUCCUGACCACCUAUGCAGGUACCUUUUAUAGUAAUUACUGAAGGGACAUAAAGAACAAUGUCACACAAUGUUUUCCCUCAAGAAACAAUAUAAAAUACAACUGAGACACAGGUCUGGUAGAAAACAUUUUUGUUUAGAUUUUUAGAUUUUGUCUUUUUUCAUUUUGCAUUAGAAAUCAAGAUAUAUGUUCCUUCAGAUGAAUUUUCCAAGAUGGAUUAUUCUAAGUAGAUGCUAGAUUUAAGAAAGCUUUCAAGCCUUCCUGUUUCUUAAAAUACAUUAAAUAUUGAUUUAAGAUUAGCAAGUGUCCUUAUGUCAAAACAGAUUUUUUUGUUUUUGUUUUUUAAUUUUAGAAAAUAAUGAGGAAAAAAACUUUCAUUGAAGUUAGUAGUAGAAUUUUUUAUUUUUUAAAAAACUUUGUUAAGUACUUGAAUUUUAUGUCAGGAAAAUAGAAUUAGUGAGCCUUUCUUCUUCCCUUUUGCCCUUUGUCUCCCUCUUUACUCUUUCUAGGGAGGGUUAUUCACUUUUUUGUCUUCCCAGCAACUUCCCACUCUUUUUUACUACCUUCUCUUUGUCUCACUUUUAAAAAUUCCCCAACACAGAAAAAAUUUGUGACUUGAUUUUUCACCAUUUCUCUGAGUGAGAUUUAAAAAUCCUCUUUGUAGCUACUAUUUUUAAUUUAAGGUUAAACUUGAAAGAAAGUUCUACAUCAUGGUGCCAAAAUUCAUUUUUCUAACACCAUGUGUUAGAAAAUUAUGAAAAAUAAAAUAAUUUAAAA